AUGAACUUAUUGCAUCAGCCAAGGAAUAAUAAAAAACGUCUAACAAUUUCAAAAGAAUUGGCUUAGAGAAAAUAGAGCAUUAUUUAACAUGUUUAAUGUAUUUUAAUUGAUUUUUAUAUUGUAGCUGGUGCUCAAUUAGUUAAAUAAGAUUCGUCUUCCAAAUUGAUCAAAUAAGAGAAAUAAGUUCGAAAAAUAUCUAUAGAUUCAUCAUUAUAUUCGCAUUCCUCUUUCUAUGUUCAAAAAAAAAAUUAAAAAGAAAAAGAAUUAGAGGAGUAUGAAGAAUACUAAUUGAAUUCCUCUGAGUAUUCAGAAUAAUCCAUACCUGCAAUUCAAUAUGUUAAUUAGGAAUCCAUAAAAGAGCCUAAUUAGAUAAUUGAAAUCUAUAAUAAUAAGAACCAUAAAUUUAGAGCUGAUUUUGACGAUGACAUUCAAGGUAAUUAAAAGCAUGAAAAACUUUCCAAAUAUCUAGAACUAUUUGCAUUAGAAUAGGACGAUCACCCAGAAAAUGAAGUAGCAUAUUCAAAAAUAGUUAAAAGAUAUGAGAAAUACUAUUUGCGCAAUCCUUUUUAGGAUCCAUUUUAUAUAUAAUUGGUACCAUUAAAAGGAACAAAACGAUUAAUUUUUGAAUUAAAAAAAUAUUAAGAUAACAUAAAAUUUUUAAAAUUUAGAAAAAUUGUUGUUUUUUUGUCACUGAUAUUUCCAAUUUUAGCAAAUGAUAUGAUGAAUACUAGAAUCUAUAAGAUAUUGAUGACAAUAUUGAUUUUGUUUAAUGUCUUUCUAUUUAUUGUAGUAAAGACAGAACAUAGAUAAGAUACUUUUGAGAUAGAACAAGUUGUUACAAUCUUAUUUAUCAUUGAAAUUAUCAUAAGAAUCUUAGUUUCUGGCUUCUUUUUCACUAAAAAUGCCUUUUUUCUCAGGAUGUAGGACAUAUAUGAUUUCACUCUAAUAUUUGCGACUACAAUAAAUCUGUAUUAUCCAGAAAUAUUUAUCAUUGACAUAUCCCCAUUGAGAAUGAUUACACUUCUAUUUUAUUUGGGAGAUAUCUUUGAUGAUUUACAAGUAAUGCUCAAAGCGCUCAAAUAAUCCAUAAAGUUUCUAAUUGAAGCAUUGAUGAUAGUUGGACUCUUUUCUCUUUUCUUUGCAAUAUGUGGUGUAUUCCUAUUUCAAGGUUUGUUUAAUUAUCGAUGUGAAUAUGACAAUGGGGAUGAGACAGAUGGGUGGGUUCAAUGUCAUGAAAAUUCUUGUUAUGAAGAUGGCAUGACUUGCAAAUUUACAUCUGAAACUCCAAAGAUGCCAACCUCAUUUAAUAAUGUGAUAUUUUCAUAUGGUUAGAUUUUAAGAACAAUAACAAUGGAUGAUUGGAGUUGGGUGAUGUUUUUUACAAUGAGAAUAUUUCAUCCAUGGGUGUGGAUCUAUUAUUUGUUGAUCAUAUUUGUCGGUGGCUUUUUUGGAUUCAAUCUAGUUAUCGCUGUUCUUAAAACUCAUUAUGCAGAGGCUGCUGAGGAGAGUGCAAAGAAACAAGAGGAGGAAGAAAUUAAUAAGUUAAUAAAGGACAAUUAAGAACAUCCUGAGAGAGAACUCAUUAAUGUAUUUGAUGUCGCUUUUCUAAGAUACAUUGGAUUCUUUUCGACUAUUCAAAAGUAUAGGGAAUGUUUUUCAAGCAAGAUUAUCAUGACUUCUCAUUUGGAAUCUGAAUCAUAAAUGAAUAAAACCAUUUCUGAAGCUAGAACAUUAUCAGCUGCCUAGAAGAAAUAAAGUGGUCAACAUAAUUUUGAGAAUUAAAGUCUGUUAAAAAAAAUAUAAGAAUUCACUACUAAGAACUUUUUACUCAGAAAGUUUAGAUUGUUAAAAUAUUAGCAAUUAAUCAUCAAUUUAAAGAGCUACUCAGAAGAUCCUUUGGAGUUGGAGAUUCUAUCAAAAUUAUAAAACACUUCAUAUUCCUGUUUGUAGUCAGAAGUGAAUUAUCAAAUGGAAUAAAACUUUUCAAGCUAAAAUGAUGUUUUAUUAAGAUUCAUUUUGAUAGAUUUAGCCUUGUAAGAGGAGAAAAAGUUUAAUCCUGAAAAAAUGAGAAAAAUCAAAUUUAAACAAUAAUAUCCCAAUUGGUCUAAUUAGGUCAAGUUAAUAAAGAAAUAAGCUUAAUAGCAAAAGUAAUUGCAGAGAAGCUAUUUUCCUUCAAAAAAGAAGAAAAAUAAUAAAUGGAAUAUCAAUUUUAAGAAAGAUGAAGAUAAAGAAUAAAAUGAAACAAGUAAAAACACUUAUGAAAUGCUUGAGAAGUCUCCAGAAUAAUAAUAUUAAAAUUUAAAUAUAUAAUAGAAGGCUUCAUUAAAGAAAAAAUCGAAAAAAUUUGCUAAGAUUGUAGAGGGUUAAGUUUUAAUAUUUGUCUAAGGGUAUUACUUAACAUAUGAUGAAAUAAAAGAUAAAGUCAACUUAAAGAUCCCAAUAAUUAAAAAUAAUUUUACUAGUAAUUAAUUUAAAUACAGAAAGUUAAGAGAAAAGGAAUUAUAGGGUGGUAAAAUAAUAAAAAAGAGUAAUUGGUCAGGGAAGGAUGUAUUAAUAUUGAAUACAAAGAAUCUAGAAUAUUUCAAUCUUAUUUUUAUAUAAUUGAAUUAAAGAGAUGUUUUAAUAUGGAUGCAGGGAUUGAAAGGUAAAAUCCUAAACUUAACUAAAUAUACCAAUCUCAUUAUUACAAGCACAACAAGUAGGGUCUGUUUUGAUCUAGUAAUAUUCAUAAAUUUUACAUUCCUUUCACUUUGGAACAUAGCUGAUUCUAACACAAUCCAUUAGGUUGAAAAUGUUUCAACAGUAUUACUUUCAAUUGAAUUAUUGUUAAGAAUAACUUCAAUCAAAAUAAAAGAUUUUACUAGUAAUCCAAAUUACGUGUUUUAAGCAGCAAUAGUAAUCAUUAAUAUAAUUGAAUUGACUAUGAAAGAUUUAAUGAAUGUUUUUGAUGAAUAAAAUUUGAGAUUAAUCAGAGGAACCAAAUGUUUGCUAUUCUAUCGAUGUCUAAAAUAUAAUGCUAUGGCUGUUAGAAUUGGGCAUAUAGCAUCAAUGACAUUUAAAUAAUAUAUUUAUUUGACAUUUCUAAUGUUUUUGGUUAUCUUUAUGUAUGCUUUAGUUGGAAUGGAGAUGUUUGCAGGAGAAUUUGAUUAAACUGACUCAUUAGGUUAAUUACAUUCAUAUGAUAAUAUUUUCAAGGCCUUCAUGACUAUUUUUAAUAUCAUGACCAACGAUGAUUGGUAUGGAGUAUAUGUGAUGGGAGGGGAAUUAAAUUACACCUUUGCGGUAAUCUAUUCAUACUCUAUGGUCAUUAUAUUGAAUUAUUUGACUUAUGGUCUAUUUAUGGCUGUUUUACUAGAUGGAUUUGGAAAGUAUUUGAAUGUAUCAACUGAGAAUGCACCUUUAUUCAAUAAUGAAUAGCAUGCUGAAAUCACGCAGAAUUCUAAUGAGGAAUUGGAGAAACAAGUAUAAUAAACCAUUCUAAGUCCAAUUGGAUCUUAAACUCAUAUUAUUUUAGAGAAUAACUAAGCAAAAUCUAAAGUUGAUUUGAUAACCAAUUUUUUCAAAUCCAUCAAAUAGUUGAAUAAAGAAUUAUUGAAUAGAACCCCUAAACUAUACACUGGAAUUGAAUGUUAGAGUUCUCUCUAUAUAUUUGAGAAAGAGAAUAUCAUCAGAAUAGCGUGUACAAAGGUUGCCACAGCUAAUGCCUAUGUAUAUUUUAUGGAUCUAGUGUUGUAUGCAUCUCUUAUAACUUUCAUAAUGAAUACCUACUACGAUUACGAGGAGAGUUCAAAUAAUACAUGCAACAUCAUUUAAUUAAUAAUAAACAUAUGGAUGUCCAUUGAUAUUGUAAUAAAUGUAAUAGCCAAGGGAUUGUUUUUGGACAAAGGAUCCUAUUUUAUUUCAGUGUGGCAGAUAUUGGAUAUAAUUUAUAUAAUAUCUCACUUCAUAACAUUUGGAUCUUCGUAAUAUGCACGGAUUUUAGAUUUCUUUUUGUAUUUUGGAUAUCUAAGACCCAUGAAAUUACUAUUUCGUAUUAGUUGGUUGACACAACUAAGAAUAGCACUUGGAUAUUCAUUAGUAGAUAUCACAAAUGUUUUAAUUACUAUGUUGUCUGUUUGGAUCAUGUUUGGUGUGUAUGGGAUAAUUCUUUAUGAGGGCUCGUUUGGUUUUUGUGAUGAUAAAAUGAAUUUUGAGAUUAGUUACGAUUAAUGCAUUAAAGAGAAUAGACAUUGGAUUAAUUAUAAGCAUAAUUUCGAUAAUAUCACAGUUGCUAUUCCAACCCUAUUUGUUACAUCAACACUAGAUGGAUGGGGAGAGAUCUACUAAGUAGCUGAGAAUAGUCAAUUGUCAACUAUAGGACCUUAGCCAUUCAAUAGUUACAUCUAUACGUACUUUUUCUUUAUAAUCUUUGUAUUCAUUGGUUCAAUGUUCUUUUUAAGUUUGUUUACAGGAGUUCUGUAUUCAAAUUUGAAAGAAAAUCAAUAGAAGAUUGAGAUGACUGAUGUCACUCAGUCCUAGAAGGAGUUCCAAGAGAUCUCUUCCAUAAUUAUUAAGGAUUUCCCUAUAUUUAGUUCACCUCCUACAAAUGGUAUUAGAAAAUUGGCAUCAGAUAUAACUAAUAAUUCUUACCUUUUGAUUUUCAUGUAUCUCUUGCUGAUACUCGAUCUAAUAAUUCUAUUAUUGUUUGAAUCAGAUAUGAGUGAAAGCUACUUCAGAGCUGUGAAUAAUGUUCAUAAUGCUUUGACUAUAAUCUAUGUGGUUUGGAUCAUCUUACUAUUUUUGGCAUUGGGAGUUGGUAGAUUUUUUGAUAAUUAUUGGAGAAGAUUUUAUUUCUUUUUGAUUCUCGUGGGCAUAAUUGAUUUUAUAGCUGAUUAUUCGAUUGAUUGGAUUAUGAUAUAUUAUAGAUCGACUCCUUAUGACAAGGCUUAUUAGAUAUUGAGGUUUUUCUUUUCGCUCCGGAGUUUAAGAGUGAUUAUUAUAUUCCAAGGAUUAAUAAAUUUGUAAAGAUUGAUGAGAGUGAUGGUGUUUGCAUUCCCUUUUUUAGGUAAGAUAUUUACGAUAUUGAUGAUUGCUAUGCUUAUUUUUGCUUUGAUUGGUUGCUAACUGUAUGGUUAAAUAGAUAGUGGAGCAGUGAUGGAUGAUUAAAUUAACUUCCAGAAUGUAGCUUAGGCAUUGUUGGCUUUAUUCAAAUGUGCGUCUGGAGAUGAUUGGAGAACAAUAAUGACAGAUACAAUGCAACACAAUCCUCUAUGUCUCGAUGAUCCUAAAUAUUGUGGAAGUGUUCACAAUCAAUAUUUCUUCUUCCUGUUUAUGCUCUUGUCUAAUUACGUAUUACUCAAUCUCUUUGUACUUGGAUUGAUUGAACAAUUUGAACAGUUCUUUUAAUUACAGAAUUCCUUGAUUCAAACCUAUGUGGAAAACAUCGACAAAAUUAAAACUGUAUGGUGCAAAUACUCCUCUGAGACUCAAGGACAAGCUAUGAAUUACAAGUUUUUAUGCAAGUUCCUGUUGGACAUUGGUAAACCCUUGGGAGGAGGGAGGGAGGAGAAUCUAUGGGAUGUGGCCAAAUUAGCAUCAAGUUUCAAGUUAUAAUGUGAUCAUUAUGGUUACAUCCAAUACAAUCAACUAAUAUAUGAACUGUUUAGAAGACGUUUUGUCAAUGAGGUCUUUAAGGAAGGAUCGGAGAGUUCGAUUGUCAAAAUUAAGCAAUUCAAUAAGGAAAUGCAAUUGAGACUAAUGUAUUAUAGGAAGAAUAGAUUGUUGGAGAGAUCAAACAUCAGUCCAAACAAAUAACUUAAAGCUAACUUUAACAUUUUGCAUGAUUAUUUGACUGUCUUGAUCCUAUUCAAAACUUGGGAGUCCUAUUCUAAAUUGAUCUUUUAAAAGAUCUGCAGAGAAAAUAACUUCUCAGACAGUGAUGAAAUUUCCAUUCAUAUUGACAAAAAGAACAAACAAAAUUUUAAUAAUUAUGAAUUUGACGAUGACUUUUCUGAAUCUGAUAAUAUGACACAAUAAUAGUUGAAUAACUAGAUAUCCUAAUAAUUUAAUAACUCAAUCAAUCAAAAUUUAAUUCUACAAAACAGCAGUAGUCUCUAAAGUGGUUCAAAGAAUCAUAUUAUUGGAAGUCUCAAGAAUACAAGUACAAGAAGAGUCUAGAGUUUCAGGAUUAAGAAGAAGGGCAAUCAAAAAAUCAACAUCAAUCCAUCAGAACCUCAAAACAAUGAAUAACUUAAACACUAUAAUACACUCAAAAGUCAGCAGUAGAUUGAUCAGGAUGAAAAAUUACCCUAUUAUAAAAACCAAUUUGAUUUGUCUCUUUAAAGUGACUACAAAGAAGGUACAUUAUUAAAUGCAAGAAGAAAUUAUUGA
Messenger RNA from Paramecium tetraurelia, 6369 nucleotides. RefSeq lists its product as uncharacterized. The transcript has 8 exons. Gene Ontology annotation, biological process: calcium ion import across plasma membrane. The record is from RefSeq and is a predicted model, not a curated record. Gene Ontology annotation, molecular function: high voltage-gated calcium channel activity. Lineage: Eukaryota; Ciliophora; Oligohymenophorea; Peniculida; Parameciidae. Gene Ontology annotation, cellular component: voltage-gated calcium channel complex; membrane.